AUGCAUAUCCUAAAAUUCGCCACUUUGAUCGCAGCAGCGGUGAUUGCAACAGCCGGCGCCGAUAAGCAGAGCAAGAACAGAGCAGAUUGCACGGACCCGUGCACAUGCAUGGCUAGAAUCGAUGUCGCCCUGAACAGACUGGAGGGCGCAAUGCCGCAAACGCUACAGAAAAUAGCGUCCAACGCCGCUUAUAUGUCGGAAUUGCAAAUGGCAGCCGGCUCGACAGAUGCAGAACUAGCCAAACUGGUGCAGCCACUACUGGCAGUGGCAAUCGAUGUGCAGCAGGAUGCAACAACUGACCUACCAACAGCUAGCAAAACAAUAUCAGAAACGCUUAAUGCGCUAACACAGCGCAAGGCACUCUUUGAGGCAAUCAAAAAAUUAAGCGGCACAUAUGACGGGAGCAUCAUUACGAAAACCUCCGGACACUUCGGAACUGCACAGUACACGGCAGCGCCCAUAGUAGCUGUCCAACGAGAACCGUGCCCGAAACUAAGCGGCACGGAAGAAUACACAUACGAUGAACUAAAUUUUGACCACGGCCAAGGGAUAGGUUUACCGCAGCUAGCAAUCGAACUGGACCAAGCCUGUUACAAAAACACCGAAGGGACCCCGUGCGACGCCAACGACGGGUCUGACAAACUAAAAACAAAAAUUAAAUUUGGGACAAAACACGGGCCGGCAGGAACGUCACCACUUGCCAACGGCCGAUUCGCGACCACAGUACAGGGGACAAUAAACCUAAGCAACGAAACGGCAGCGGACAACAAAAAAAAACUAAGCAAAGCUGCAGCCGCAGACGCCAAACUAACCAACAUACCGGACCUCAGCAAAAGAGAAACAUACACAUCGCACCCGGCAUUCAGUUUGCUGGUAAACCGACUGCUCAUGUCAACAGCGCCGACCGUGGAAAUCACAGGGCAAGUAGCGACAGCGACAGAAGCGUUUAUAAACAAAAAUUAUGGCAGCGACCAAGAGCAGUUUAAAGCAAAGAUAUGGGACAAGAUAAAAACAGCCACAACAGUAUACUACGAAAAUAAGGCCAAAAAAACGAAAAAGGUCAGCGCCCUAAGUGGAGACCAGAAAGUCACCGCACUACCAGCUGCAUUUUUUAAGGAGCAAAAAGAAACGACAACAACGAAAAAAGAGACGGCAGAAGACGCACCGAAGAAAACAGAUACAGAAGACAAAAAAGGAGAAAAGAAAGACGGGGAUAAAACAUCAGGGGAAAGUUUCUCUAGUUAUCAAACCAAGGAUGCAUGUGAGGCAGUUAACAAGGAUGGCAAAAAGCAUUGCGGCUGGAAAAGGAAAGUGAUAGCGACCCCGAAAAGGAUAAAGAAACCUGCCCAAACGGUAGUUUUCUCCUCAAUAAAAAAAUUAGCUCUGUGUGUGGCUGCUGCUUUUGUGAGUAUUCUAGUAUUUUAA
This is a messenger RNA of Trypanosoma brucei brucei TREU927, 1425 nucleotides long. Its product is annotated as variant surface glycoprotein (VSG, atypical), putative. The record is from RefSeq and is a predicted model, not a curated record. Lineage: Eukaryota; Euglenozoa; Kinetoplastea; Trypanosomatida; Trypanosomatidae. The transcript has a single exon. The coding region runs from base 1 to 1425 and encodes 474 amino acids.